AUGGCGAUGCUUCUUGCGCCUUACAACAACUCCAUGCGCCUGGGACAAGGUUUCAAUUCAUUCACACAGCAGAUAUGCAUGACUGAUGCAGUCACUCAGGGCACCCACGAUGUCCCUUCCCCGUACUCGGAAGAUCAGCAGCCUAAGGGGAUCAGUCAAAUUGUUUCGUACUCAUCUCGCUUCGUUGAUAAGCUCAGCGAUGUGACUGAUUUGAUGAACGUAUCAGCUUCCUUGUCCAUAAAAACAGGAACAAUAGGUGGAGCCGUUAGCGGAACGUACAUUGACUCUGAUAAGUUCAAGGCCAGCGAUUUUAACUUCUUCAUCCAAGUCAAGGUGACGAACCAAACACAUAUGGCGCGCGACUAUACACAGUUCCAGAAACUAAAAAGUUUUCCACUUACUAGAUUCACUGAGAUAUAUGGUGAUUCAUUCAUAUCUGGAUGGGAGGAAGGUGGAGAACUCAAUGCACUCAUAUCAGUCAAAGUAAAUGAUAAAUCCAAGAUAACCACGAUCAAAGAUGUCAACUGGAGCGGUGGUGGCCAAAUCAAGGACCCAAACGUCAUUUGGGACAUCAACAGUCUUACUCUCGCCGCGGCGAAUUUUACAGAUCUUGUCGCAAUGACACCACAACGCACUUAUGCGAUUUUGACAAAGUACACAUCUCUGAAAAGUUUUCAUGAUACAAUGGGCUUCUUUUCUCCGCUUGACUAUGAAAACGCUGGUAUCUAUACGGGCGCGCUUUUGGAUGCUUACAUGGAUUACAAAUCAAUCUGGAAGCAUAUUCAGAUCCUGAACUGGAAAUUCGAAUCUGGAACUACUGAAUUAUUCAAAUCUGAGCCCACCCAGGAGCUCCUAACCUACGCCAAAGAGUGCACCAAAGAGCGCGAGUCUGUACCUAAGCCUGCUAAUCAAGACACGACAUUAACCCAUACCAUUUACGAGCAUCCAGAGGGCUCCGAGCAUUCGUCGGACCUGCAAUCCAAAAAGCCUACUUUCAAGCCGAACGUCUUGCUGUGUGAACCCUACAGUCCUUCGAUUGUAGGGUUGAGCAAGGCCAGACGCGAUUGUCGGCUCGAGAUGACGAAAAUCGUUCACGAAGUUGAUGCCGUCACAGCGGAUCCAAGCAUUGCACUUCAGCCAGAUCGUGUAGGCAUCUACUUGGCCCCUUCGAUCUUCAGGCAAUUGCUUCCUGUAAAUAAGUCACCCCAAAGAAGCACUGGAAAGGUUACUCCAACUCUACCAUCGAUUUAUCCUGAGUUUGAUGAGCUCAGAGCCAGCAUAUCCAAACACGCUUCUCGCUACGAGCAAUUCCGACUUUCAGGAUAUCUGGGCGAUGACCUACCCCAGCCCGGAAGUGUAUUCUUCAACAGCCUCGAUAUUCUCGAGGAUACAUGGAUGCCAAAAAGUAUCACCAUCUACUAUGACAACUACCACCUCUUCGGCAUCAAAACCAUAUACAAUGAUGGAAGAGAGAUCCUUAAUGGCGACGACAAGGGCCUUCAACCCACAACGGUGGAUCUGGUCGCACACGAAAAGAUCGACGGUGUCAAGAUUGAGAGCCACAGCAGCUUAGGUAUGAACAGUAUCGCAUUCAUUGAUUCUGUGACUAUUUCAUCAACUGUUCCAGGUCAACCUGGUCCAACUAUUAACGAACGCACAAUUACACCGUCAAAACAAUCUGGAUCUUAUGUGCAUAGCAGAGAUGAGAAAUCACCUGCAGAAGGCUGGAAUCUGCGGGGCUUCUACGGUUCGUACAGCCCCGGUGCGGGAAUCCAGCAGCUCGGUCUAGUCUGGGGGAAGAGUGCGUAG
Molecule: messenger RNA, 1809 nt
Organism: Bipolaris victoriae FI3
Lineage: Eukaryota; Fungi; Ascomycota; Dothideomycetes; Pleosporales; Pleosporaceae
Exons: 6
Coding region: 1-1809 (602 amino acids)
Source: RefSeq, a predicted model, not a curated record